This is a messenger RNA of Penaeus chinensis, 825 nucleotides long. RefSeq names its product snaclec 6-like. Lineage: Eukaryota; Metazoa; Arthropoda; Malacostraca; Decapoda; Penaeidae. Bases 86 to 562 code for a protein of 158 amino acids. The transcript has 4 exons. The record is from RefSeq and is a predicted model, not a curated record.
GCGUGGGAAAUCCAGGUUACGUGUAUAUAAGGGAUAUGGGAACGAUAAUCAUCACACUGUUGGUACAUAUCCAAGAUACGUGACCAUGGACGUCUUGCGGCUUGCGUUUAUUGUCGGACUUGCGGCUGUUCCAGGGACUUUCGCUUGUUCCUUCGGCUUCACAGAAAUCAACGGGGCCUGCCUCGAGUUCCACCCUGAGUUGUUGCUGAAGUGGCAAGACUCAGUCACUUUCUGCCAGAACACUACACAGGGUCGGCUGGCUUCCAUCAAAAAUGCGGAUACGCUCAGAGAAGUGUACUCUUACAUUAUGACAUAUGGCCUGAGUGGAUCCUUCUGGCUGGGAGCGUCAGACUUGGAGUUGGAAGGCGACUGGUCGUGGCUGGACGGCACCAGGGUGGACAGAGGCACCCCCUUCUGGGCCAUUCACACGGGUCUCUUCGGCUGGGCGCACGAACCUAACGGCGGGACGGACCAGAACUGCCUGGCCCUUGACGAGGAGAGGCUCCACUACUUCAACGACGUCGACUGCUCUUUGUUAUUCCACCCAAUCUGCAUGGAAUAGACCCGGUCAGCCUCUUUCGCGCGGGGACAUGUGCUCAUGACCCUCUCUACAGCCAAGACACGAACUGGAUUGGAUGUGCUUCGUGGUGUGAUGGUGUUGCGUGUUCGGGCUUACGUGAAUGCACACCCUAUGCAAAUAUACAUACCAGCGCCCGCAUACUAACAAACACAUAUAGAUAUCCGUAUGUCACACAUCAGAACAUCAACACGAGAAUGACAAAUGGUAAAAAGGUAUGAAAAAAAAGUAAAGAUGUGUUGAUUCUG